Messenger RNA from Anopheles arabiensis, 3023 nucleotides. RefSeq names its product casein kinase I-like. Gene Ontology annotation, molecular function: protein serine/threonine kinase activity; ATP binding. Gene Ontology annotation, cellular component: cytoplasm; nucleus. The record is from RefSeq and is a predicted model, not a curated record. Gene Ontology annotation, biological process: signal transduction; negative regulation of canonical Wnt signaling pathway; peptidyl-serine phosphorylation. Bases 289 to 1284 code for a protein of 331 amino acids. NCBI's taxonomy places the organism in Eukaryota, Metazoa, Arthropoda, Insecta, Diptera, Culicidae. The transcript has 2 exons.
CAGUGCUUCAAGCCACACGCGGAACCACACAUCCACCACCACCACCACCAAUCAACCGCAAGAGUCGACGACGGCAAGAACCGUUCGGCGCACACCAAGGGCAACAACUGCUGCGUGCACUACUACACCUUCGUCCGUUCCGAAACCGAAAACAGCAAUCAAUCCCGCAACACCCCCCCACACCCCAUUUGCCAUCAAUCCAACACACUAGACGGGCCGGGACACGGGCGGUGGGCGACUUGGUGUGAGCACGGAAACAGGCGAGCAAACAGCGACAGGCAGAGCAAGAUGAACGAUUUCAUCGUGGCCGGCAAGUACCGCAUCAUCCGCAAGAUCGGAUCGGGCUCGUUCGGCGACAUCUACCUCGGCAUCAACAUCACCAAUGGCGAGGAGGUGGCGCUGAAGGUGGAGAGCAUACUGGCCCGCCACCCGCAGCUGACGUACGAGUACAAGCUGUACAAGGUGCUGACCGGGGGCGUCGGUAUCCCGCACAUCCGCUACUUCGGGCAGGAGCGCAGCUACCACGUGCUGGUGAUGGAUCUGCUCGGCCCCUCGCUCGAGGAUCUGUUCAACUUCUGCAGCCGGCACUUCACAAUCAAGACCGUGCUGAUGCUGGUCGACCAGAUGAUCGGCCGGCUGGAGUAUCUGCACAUGAAGAACUUCAUCCACCGGGACAUCAAGCCGGACAACUUCCUGAUGGGGAUCGGGCGGCACUGCAACAAGCUGUUCCUGAUCGACUUCGGCCUGGCGAAGAAGUACCGCGACUUCCGCUCCCGCAUCCAUAUCUCGUACCGGGAGGACAAGAACCUGACCGGCACGGCGCGCUACGCCUCGAUCAAUGCGCACCUCGGCAUCGAGCAGAGCCGCCGCGACGACAUGGAGUCGCUCGGGUACGUGAUGAUGUACUUCAACCGCGGCUCGCUGCCGUGGCAGGGGCUGAAGGCGACCAACAAGAAGCAGAAGUAUGAGAAGAUCUCGGAGAAAAAGAUGUCCACCCCGAUCGAGGUGCUGUGCAAAGGCUUCCCGGCCGAGUUUGCGAUGUACUUGAACUACUGUCGCAGUUUGCGCUUCGAGGAGGGCCCGGACUACAUGUAUCUGCGACAGCUCUUCCGGAUCCUUUUCCGCACCCUCAACCAUCAGUACGACUACACGUUCGAUUGGACAAUAAUGAAGCAGCGAGCGAUGCAGCAAGGCAGCAACAACCCGCCAGCGGUCACAUCCGGCGAAAACAAACGGGAAGAGCGGCGCGACAAAGAUAAGCUGUCCAGCGACACGGAUGAGUAGGAAUUUUGAAUGUUAAGCAGCAAAGCAGGGGGGGUAAGCAGCACAGCACCCAAGGAGCGGCGCCACAUGUACAGGGUGUGUGUGUGAUUGCAGCGUGUUUUCUCAAACACACAAAAAAAGGACGUGCGCGCAUGAGAAUAAGCGCGCGCGGUGCGGUGCGGAGGGGGGAUUCAAUCGUGGUCGGGACAGAAUUGGGUGAAAACGGAAGAAAGAGAUAGAAAGAGAGAGAUGGAGAGGGAGUGGGAGAGAAUGAGAGAGAGGCAAAAAGAGAGAAAGAUCGCGACAGAGAGAAUAAGAGAAUAACGAAAAAGUGGUAAAAGGGAGGCAGUAGACAAGAGAUGAUGACGCGAUAAAUGUAACAGAAGAAGAAAAAAAGUUUAGGUUAUAUAUGGAGCAGACUCGUUAGGUAAGGUGUCGCAUACUACAACUAGAAUUAGCAAGUUAAAUUACUUCCCGAUUAGGUACGUAACAACCCUUUGAGGAUAUGUGGGGUGAUAUGAACUGAAAAAAGGGAAAUCAACAAUAAGAAUAAAGUACACAUCCAUACACACACAUACAUACAUACACGCGACACACAUACACACACGCCACACACGCCACACACACCACACACACACAGUUGUAGGAUCACAGAGGCGAAAGAGGGGUUUAGCGGAGGCAUUCAAAGGGCAUCAUGGAGAAAGAGCCGGGGCCGAGGAUCGUGCAUGCUUUGAAUAUCUUGUUUUGCCGUCUUUUGGAUGCGCAGAGUAGUUAAAUCCAAAUCCUCAAAGAUUGUUUGAACGGAAUCCUUUUCUUAACACCAUUCGGGCCCCAUUCUUAAACCGAUCGUUGCAGAGAAUAGCUGAAGCACAGAGAAGAUGGGCGUGCAAUACUUCUCAACACACGGCAACGAUAUAUUUAUUUGUUUACACUUCCCCUCCCCCCGUAAAUGGGCUGACAAUGUUUUGAUAAGUUUAAACAAAAAAAAAAAAUUGCAAAUGUUUCUGCAGCAGCUAGAAUUUCAAACGCUUUUAUUUUGUUUUUGUUUUUACCCUGAAGAUAAAUGAUGAAUUCAGUGCUGGAUCAUGUAUGGCAGCCAAAUAUUUUCCUUCUUUCUUUCUAUCCCCUCAUCCUCCUCCUCCUCCUCCGUACUACGCGGAGUGUAAGCUAAGGGCAACACAGAUUGUUACGAUGUAAAACCGAAAGAAACAGGAGGAAUUGUUUGAGGAAACACCAAACGCGUAACCGAGCGUUGCAAAUAGAUUUUCAGCAACAUCAAGCUGGUGCGCACCUCUUGUAAAACAAAACAAAAAAACAAAAGCAAAGAUAAAGCGUGUGUGUUUGUGUAUGUGUACCAAGAGCACUAUAAAGGCUAGUUUCCGUCACUUCAUUUCUCUAUUUCAUUUCCACGAAAAUAUUGCGCGGUUCGAGCCUCCGAGCCUUACACUAUCAUGAUGCCGUUCUUAGGAGGGGAUGGGGUGGAGGAGCGAGGAAAACAUGUGUUCUGUAUUAUUACGUUUUUGCCAACUGCACGCUAAAUGGCGGACGUUUUGGGGUGUUUUUUUCCUAUCUUGUAUGGGAAGAAAAGCCAACCCCCCCUCCCCCUCCACUACAUCAAUGCGGAGGGGUAGCCGAUGCAUCUUAAUUGGGAGAAGUAAUUAGUAGACAGUUUCCUUUUCUUUAUUUUUUUUUCUUCGCCUUAUUUGUGACAUAAUGUUGACGCGGAAAAGGGCUGUUAAUAAAAUUUUGCUACAUCAGCA